CAAAUCACUAUUACGGAUGACGUAAUUGCACUAAAAUAAUGAACAAGAUUAACCGUGUUCUUUAUUCAAAUCCUCUGGAAAUUUAACAAAGGUUAUAACUUAAUAAACUUGUUCAUUUUAAAGUAGUCUCUAUUACAUUCAAAAUAAGGUUUUAAGUCGAUUGGGGAGUAGGCGUUUAGGCGCCGCGCGGUGCUUACGUGCAAGUUACCGUGACGUAAGCGGUGGCGCCUAAGCGUCGCGCGUAAAUCAAGGAGGAAGCAUUCAUAUUGUAAUUUGUAUAUUUUAUGCCUCAUCAUCGACAUACAGCUGAUGGACUUCCACUGCAGCAAAUUUUUGGAAAAAUCCAACAAACUCCACUAUGAAACUGGUGUUCGCUUGUCUGGCGGUGCUGUUCUUAUCCUCGGCACUAGCUAAGCUAGGGAGACGCAAGAAGCCGAGCGUUGCUGAUGCUUUUGACGACGCUGGUAUCACAGAAAUUCUGAAUAUCACGGCACCAAAAAAUUGGCUAAAAGUAAAAUAUGGUCCCAUAGAGGUAAAGCUAGGAAAUGACAUUUACCCUGGAGACACUAUACUACGUCCCACGAUUUCGUUCGAUAAAGCAGACCCCGACGCCUAUUAUACUUGGUGCCUGCUAGAUCCCAACUACAACAACUAUCCAGCUAAGAGCACAAAGCGUUAUCCUUCCUCGAUUUACGCAUUGUACGUGAAUAUACGAAACUUGGACAUAAAGGCGGCGGAUGUACUGGCGUCGUACGCAGGCCCCGUCCCUGGCCCGGGGACUGGGGAACAUUACUACGUGCAUCUGUAUUGGCAACAGAAAGGAAAAAUAGAUGUCAAGUCGCGUGAUUUGCCAGACUACGAAGUAGAUCAGCGGUAUCCCUUCAACCUGACCGAGUUCCUAUCACAACAUAACUACUGCGAUGAACCUGCAGCCGGUAAUUUCCACACGGCAAGCUUUCCCGACGACUUGCAAGAGGUCUGUGAAGAGGGAGGUUAUUGUCAAUGACGAGGGUUUUAAUUUAAUAUAAGAUCUUUCAAAAUAUAUGUAUCUAUACUUAUAAUAAAA
This is a messenger RNA of Bicyclus anynana (squinting bush brown), 1066 nucleotides long. RefSeq names its product phosphatidylethanolamine-binding protein homolog F40A3.3-like. The record is from RefSeq and is a predicted model, not a curated record. Lineage: Eukaryota; Metazoa; Arthropoda; Insecta; Lepidoptera; Nymphalidae. The transcript has 4 exons. Bases 359 to 1006 code for a protein of 215 amino acids.